Colletotrichum spaethianum is the source of this 2688-nucleotide messenger RNA. RefSeq lists its product as uncharacterized. The transcript has a single exon. Bases 1 to 2688 code for a protein of 895 amino acids. Gene Ontology annotation, biological process: protein folding in endoplasmic reticulum. Lineage: Eukaryota; Fungi; Ascomycota; Sordariomycetes; Glomerellales; Glomerellaceae. The record is from RefSeq and is a predicted model, not a curated record. Gene Ontology annotation, cellular component: membrane; cytoplasm.
AUGGUUCUUUGCACGCAAGUAUUGAGCCAAGCGUCAAGCGUGCUUGAUGGCCCUGUUACCGGCACGCAGGCGGGCGUCUGCGAAUUCAAGACUAUCAACUAUAUUACCCACACACUCCCGCAACAGUGUCUGAAAACGAGCUGGCCGGGCGACAAGGUUACCACUGACGGUGCAAUUCCGACCAGUGAUGCAACCCGAGCCUUGAUUGACGACUCAACAACCACUUCUGAUGGCGAUCAUGCGACGCCUUCACCAAACUCCUCAACGACCGGGCGCCUCGAAGAUGAUGUUGUUGCGAACCCAUCUCCCACAGAUACUACGGCCGAUGGCGAACCUACUCCGAGACCAUUCAUGUCAUUUGAGGACUGGAAGGAGAUGAUGUUACGCAAGGCCGGACAAGACCCUUCAGAUCUCAAGUCUCGAAAAACGCCAGAUCGUAGCACGGAAGGUGAUAGGACUACAAAGAGCUCAGGUUUGGACAGCCUCGGGGACGACGGCAAGAUUGACCUCAAUUUCGACGUUGUGUCAGAAAAGAUAAGCAAUAUCGCAUCAGCACCCCAAGCAACACCAACCGAAGUUGUAGCGUCCGAGCAACAGCUAGAACCAGUGUUGUACGACGACGGCCGCACUCAAUACUACCGAAGCAAGGAUGCAGGAAAGACUUGCAAAGAAAGAUUCUCUUAUUCAUCUUUCGAUGCCGGGGCAACAGUACUCAAAACCAACAAAGGCGCAAAAAAUGCCAAGGCCAUACUGGUCGAGAACAAGGACUCAUAUAUGCUGCUGGAAUGCUCAGCUGAGAACAAGUUCGUCAUUGUUGAACUUAGCGACGAUAUUCUUGUUGACACGGUUGUACUGGCCAACUUCGAAUUCUUCUCCAGCAUGAUACGGCACUUUCGGGUUAGCGUGAGCGACAGGUAUCCUGUCAAAGUCGACAAAUGGAAAGAUCUUGGCAUGUUUGAGGCUAAGAACUCUCGGGAUAUCCAGCCUUUUCUCGUCCAGAACCCUCUGAUCUGGGCAAAGUAUGUCAGGAUUGAGUUUCUGACACACUACGGCAACGAAUUCUACUGCCCCGUCUCCCUCCUCCGUGUCCAUGGCACCCGAAUGCUGGAAUCAUUGAAGGAUCAAGAAACGGCCGCUGAGGAUGAAGAUGUGGUGGACGAGCCCCCAGCCGAGUUGCCCGGACCUCCAAAUGAGAACGCGGUUAGCGACAGUGUUCAAGCGCAAGAAAAUGUAACGGGGGCAUAUGUCGGGGGAGAGGGGCCACAAGAUAUGGGACCCGCCUUCUCGGCAGAUCCGUUGAUACCUAUGCGCAUAUUCCGUCUUUUCGACGGUGAAAACGCAACUUGCUUGGUAUCGGUUACUCCUACUCGCCCGUCGAGUACAAGCCCAGCAGGCGCUGGAUCGCAGAGCAGAACGCAUGGAGACUCAGACCCUGCCGCUCAGUUUAGGUCUGGCGUGGAAAGAGUUGCUGACCAGACUCCCGAGGAAAAACUGUUGUCUGUGUCAACGACAGAUUCUCGCAACACCGAACGGAACUCGGUGCCAUUGGCGGCGACGUCUGUUUCCUCAGCCGUACAUCAAGGCAGUGUCAGUCCAGGCACAAAGGCUGGAGGAGCAGGUGAAAACACCAUCAACGGCUCGUCUUCCACAAGAGCACCUUCGCAGGCCACUGCACAGAGUCGGAACAAGAAUAACUCAACUGCGCCACCCACGUCUCCGACCGUUCAGGAAAGCUUCUUCAAAGCGGUCAGCAAGCGUCUUCAGUAUCUUGAGUCCAACGUGUCACUGUCGCUCAAGUACAUCGAGGAGCAGUCUCGGUCUUUGCAGGAGACUCAACUGCUAGCUGAGAGGAAACAGCUGUCCAGGAUAGACAUUUUCCUGGACAGCCUCAACCAUACCGUUCUUUCGGAGCUACGGACUGUUCGCCAGCAGUACGAUCAGAUCUGGCAGUCCACCGUUAUCGCGCUGGAGAGCCAGCGGGAGCAGUCACAACGGGAGGCGGUAGCUCUUAGCUCUCGGCUUAACAUUCUUGCCGACGAGGUCGUCUUUCAGAAGCGAAUGGCGAUAGUGCAGGCGAUUCUACUCCUUUCUUGCCUCAUACUUGUUAUAUUCUCUCGAGCCAUGACCCAACCGAUCCUAACAGGCUCCUUUGACCUUGGACGGUCUCCGAGCCACAACCACCGGCUGCCCGGCCCUCCCAUAGACCGCGGCCAUGAGGGGGAGUACGUUCCUCGUUAUGACAAGUUUGGACGGCCCUUGGACAACGACAUCGCUGGCGAAGAUGAGGCACCCGACAGGAACCUGGAUGUGCAUCGACUCACACCAGACACACCAAAACGGCUUCUCACGCCCACAUCGGAAGCUGGGUACAGCCGCCGCCCAGAUACGGCCAUGACACCGGAGCUGCUCUCAGUCGAAGAGUUUAUGGAGAGUGAUCCCCACAGUAGCUUCCGUGACUCUUCCCCCGGCUCCGACGUUCGCUCUCCCAAGGACGAGCAAUUCAUAACGGACAACUCUAGAAAGGAUGAUCAUGGAUAUCCAGUCCAGUGUCUAGAUAAAUCGACAGAAGUUCUUGCAGGUUCAUUGCUAGAGGCAGAUUCUGCUUCGGUGUAUUCAUGUAAAUCUCGUGGAUCCAUCCCUUCUACGCUCCGCAAACCGCUCCCAGCAUUGCCUGAACAUCCGCCCUGA